AUGAUAGGUGAACUGAACGUUGAUAACCAUCACUUAGCCGAAUUAGAAUCCGCCGUCACUACCUUGCCUUCACCAGUACCACCUCCUGCAACAUCCGCUAGCUCAUCUAUGCAAAAUCGCUCUAUCGUUAACAGCCAAUUAACUGUGUACUAUCAGAAUGCAGGUGGUAUGCGUACAAAAACCAAUCAAUUUCUGCUCGCGCUUUCUUCAUGUGAAUACGACAUUGUCAUGAUCACAGAAACUUGGUUGAAGGACGACAUAGCAAACUCUGAAUUAGCCUUAAACUACAGCAUCUACCGCAAUGAUAGAAAUUCAAACACAAGUCAACUAAACCGAGGCGGUGGCGUAUUGAUUGCAGUUAGGCAUGGCAUCGAGGCAGUCUCUAUAGCAGUACCUGGAUGUGAUCAUCUAGAGCAAAUCGUUGUUCGAAUCAAAGAUCAAUGCCGUUUCGUCUACUUGUGCUGUGUUUACUUUAGACCUAAUAGUGAAACUGCUCAAUAUUCGUCCCAUAUGUCAGCAAUUGAUCAACUAACGAAUACCGCAACUUGUCGAGAUGUUAUCGUCGUAGCUGGAGAUUAUAACCUACCGAACUUAAACUGGAGUUUUGACGAGGAUACUGAUAGUUUUCUGCCAGUAAACGCCUCAACCGAACAGGAACUGGCUGUAAUUGAGUGCACUAUUGCAUCUGGUUUAUCUCAGAUGUGUUCGCUCGUAAAUGGCAAUGGCAGAAUCCUCGACCUCAUAUUUUUAAAUAGACCAGAUCUUGCAGAAGUUGUAAACCCGCCACACGCCAUUUUAAACACCGAUCGACAUCAUCAUUCCUCAAUUUUAUUGAUUGACAAUACUUAUGAAGAGAUUAUCGACACAGUUCGUCCCGAUACUUGCAGCUUAGAUUUUCGGCUCUGUGAUACCGAUCGUGUGAUAGAUUCGCUAGCCGAAAAAAAUUGGCACUCAGCGUUUGCCAAUCUGGAUAUCGAUAGUGCACUUUCCACCUUUUAUGACCAACUUUGGGGUAUACUGCGUGAGAACACCCCUCCUAGACGACCAAACCGACAUAAACCGUUCAAGCUCCCUUGGUGGAACUCUGAACUACGAAGAAGCCGUAAUUCAGUUCGCAAAGCCCGGAAACGUUACUUCAAGGAGAAAUCCGAUCAAAACAAAUCGAUCUUAUCUCGUUUAGAAGUUGAGUACUCAGCCCUGCGAAAUACUGCCUUUAAACGAUACAUAUCAAACAUCGAACGCAACGUUAAACAAGAUCCAUCUAGCUUUUGGAAGUUCAUGAACAGUCGCCGCCUUAAAAAUACGGUUCCAUCUUCUGUAUCGUUUCAUGGGUGCACCUCGAGCAGUAUAUGA
Uranotaenia lowii is the source of this 1353-nucleotide messenger RNA. RefSeq lists its product as uncharacterized. NCBI's taxonomy places the organism in Eukaryota, Metazoa, Arthropoda, Insecta, Diptera, Culicidae. The record is from RefSeq and is a predicted model, not a curated record. The transcript has a single exon. Bases 1 to 1353 code for a protein of 450 amino acids. Gene Ontology annotation, molecular function: catalytic activity.